AUGACUACUAUUCAUCACAAUGAUGAAUCGACAUGCAAUCCAACAAAUAAUGCUAGUAUGUUUCAUGUUCUUGGCUGUAAGGAAGAUGAUCUUAACGAACAAUAUCAAGAGUUAAAUGAUGUUAUUUUACAACUUGAUUACUAUCAAUAUGUGGAUAUUUAUUCUUAUCUUCCUAUAAAUGUUAUGAAACAUUAUCGAUAUAUUAAAAAUCUUCAAUUAACAUGUUCAAUUGGAAUUUAUAG
Messenger RNA from Funneliformis geosporum, 242 nucleotides. Lineage: Eukaryota; Fungi; Glomeromycota; Glomeromycetes; Glomerales; Glomeraceae. The record is from the annotation of a GenBank genome assembly.